UGGCCGGACUGUGAGGGGCUCGUGUCCGCCCUACAGCCGAGUGAAGAUGGCGGCGAUGAGGCUGCUGACGGGGGCCGGUCUGCUGUUGGCUCUGUGCGCUCUCGGCCUCCUCACAAUGGCCAUCUGCACAGACUACUGGUAUGAGACAGACGCGCGGAGGCAUCGCGACCGCUGCAAGAACUACGCCAACAAGAGGAAGGACCCGGGCUUCAUCUACAUCCCAAGCCAGAACCUGCCCCUGCGCCAGUCACCGCUGCACCGCUCCAAGAGGUUCUUCCUCGGAUCUACCCCGGUGGACUCCCACUGCAGCCGCCAGUUCAACUCCACCGUGCUGGGCCUCUGGAGAAAAUGCCACCGCCAAGACUUCGACCAGGACACCGAGGAGCUCAUCUUCAAGGGGGUCGUGCAACGCUGUAUGCCAGUGAAAUACCAUUACUCCUCCUCAACAGUCCCACAGAAUCUGCCAAUCAAUUUAACCAUGAGCAUUCGACAGGAUGAAUGGCAUGCACUACAUCUGCGGCGGAUGACAGCAGGCUUUAUCGGUAUGGCGGUGUCCAUUAUCCUGUUUGGCUGGAUCAUUGGAGUCCUGGGCUGCUGCAAGGACCAUGACCUGAUGCAAUACGUAGCGGGCCUGUUGUUCCUCAUGGGAGGAACCUGCUGCAUCAUUUCUCUCUGCACCUGUGUGGCUGGCAUCAACUUCGAGCUCUCCCGCUUCCCUCGGCACAUGUACGGGCUGCCUGAGGAUAUCAGCCACGGCUACGGCUGGUCCAUGUUCUGUGCUUGGGGCGGCCUGGGACUCACCCUGUUGGCGGGCUUUCUCUGCACCCUCGCUCCAUCCCUCAGCACGCCACACACCACCGUCCACAAAACGCGGGUGGAGAGCAGCACCAUGUGACCAAACAGCAUAUGGCCAAGGACUUGCUGUGAAGGACCGCCCAGUGUCAGUCAGCUGAACCAGCGAUCAGAGCUUGGUGGUGUGGUGAGAAAUGUUUAAACACUUUCACACUAAGCAGUUUUCUUGAAUGUAAUUUAGUAGAAUAACUUGUGAUAAAGAGCGUUCAUACAUUAAAAGCUUUAAGAAAACAUCUUUUUCACUAAUGCAUUGAAAAUCUCAUGUCCUGGGCUUUAUGGUAUACGAUUUUGAUACUACUUUACACUGUUCCAGUCUCCCAGGAAUAAUAAACACCUCACUUGUUUAGAUGAUGCUGUCCUCUCCUACCCCACAAUUUAACCAAGGCAAAAGGUGCUGAGGGGAGGGCAGUGGGACUGGUCUGUCCAAGGUAGUAUUUUGUAAGGUGACUAAUGUGAACCACAGCUGCAUUUAUUUGUACAAAUAUUAAAACAUUUUUCCCACUGUACAGAUUUCUGCCGAUGUAAAUUGCAUCAUUGUCAAGCCCUUUGACUCAUUUUGGUUAGAUCUUUUACACAAUUUUAUAAUAAAACUCAUUAAAAUCCAAAUAAAACAAUCCAUAAACAGUUUGAAGCUGCCGCUUACUGUGCAACCUCUCGCUAUUCUCCACUUUGCAAAGUAGGGCUCUCAAAGUUGAGUUUCGGGUGAAAGGAGCCUCAGUACUGGAAGGUAUCAGGUCAUGCCGGGCUGUAGUAGCUUGUGUAGCAGGUAAUCACAUCUGUGCUGCAUGGGCUUAAGGAGAGAAGAGCAACGACUGCAGACUGACCAGGAACAGGGUAAAUCAUAACCCAGUUCAGUCCAUGUUAUCCAAAAGAAAUUGCUGACACCGCCUGCUGUUUUAGUCCAACACAUCUUGCUCACACCCAAAGGCACAAACGUGUAGAUUAUUUAGCAAAUGCUAAAUGAUAAAGGAAAUGAAGCAUCAGUAGUCGAAUAGUACCUUCCAUCUUUCCUUGUACAUACUCGCUGGUUGAAAGCUCACAUGUAUUUGCAAUGUUUAAAACAGCAGGGCCAAUGUCAAAGUGUUCACCUCAGUUGUCAGUACACAGCUGACACCUGUCACUGUGGACAAGGCCACCUGUGCAAUGCACAACUAUUCCUGCCUGAGUUCCAGGUAUCAAGGGCUCUUCAUCUUAAGGCAGCGAAGCUUCAUAUGAGGAGCAGGGUUCCAAAGUCCUCCAUUGACUAUCAGUGUUAAGAAUAGCACUUCCCACACAAUCAAACUGCAAAACCUGGCUGAUGCUUCAGGUACUGAAUCACUAUGACAGCCUCCAAAAAAAAAAUCAGGAGGGCUAAAAGUCAUGAAGUUGCCCUAGCAGACAAGGUGAAGCAGAAUCUCAAGGGGAAAAAUUGGUCUUCUAGAUCAGAAAGUUAAUCUGUGUGCAGCCAAAAGAAUUGGGCAAAAAUCUUAAAUGGAAAUUUGGCAUCUGUAUUUACUUGGGAGAUGGAUAGUCUACAGAAGCAAGGCAAAGCAGCAGCGAGGUCAUGGACCCUAUACGAAUUACAGAGAUGUUGUUUGAUGUCUUCAGUCAAAUUAGGGUGGAUAAAUCCCCAGGGCCUUACAAGGGUUUUUCUCAGACCUUGUGGAAUGUACUGCAAGUGCAGAAAUUAGUAGAGAUAUUUAACGAUAGGUGAAGUAGCGGAGGACUGGAGGAUAGCUGAUGUUGUUCCCCUGUUUAAGAAAGGCUCUAAGAAAUAACCCAGGAAAUUAUAGGCCAGAGAGCCUGACAUCAGUAGUGGUAAAGUUAUUGGAAGGUAUCCUAAGGGCCCAGAGAUAUGAGUAUUUAGAUAGACUUGGAAUAAUUAGGGAUAAUCUGUAUGUCUUUAUGCAUGGCAAGUCAUGUCUAAGCAAUCUUUUUCAAGGAAGUUACCAGGAAAGUUGAUGAAGACAAUGCAGUUGAUGUUGUCUACAUGGACUUCAGCAAGACAUUUGACAGGGUUCCACUUGGAAGCUUAUUAAGAAGUUUCAGUUGCUUGACAUUAAAUUGGAUUAGACAUUGGCUUUGUAACCCAAGAAUGGUUGUAGAUGGUUGCCUUUCAGACUAGAGGCCUGUGACUAGUGAAGUGCUGCAGGGACCGGUGCUGAUUCCAUUGUUAUUUGUCAUCUAUAACAACAUAGAUGAUAAUGUGGUUAACUGGAUCAGUAAGUUUACAAAUGACACCAAGAUCGGGGGUGUAGUGAACAGCAAGAAAGACCAUCAGAGCUUACAGUGGGAUGUGGACCACCAGCUGGAACUUAAUGCAGUCAAGUGUGAGGUUUUGCACUUUGGUAGGACCAACCAGGGUGGGUCCUACAGUGACCAUUGGGGCACUGAGGAGUGCGGUAGAACAAAGGGAUCUGGGAAUACAGGUCCACAAUUCAUUGAAAGUGGCAUCACAGAUAGAUAGGAUCAUAAAGAAAGCUUUUGGCACAUUGGCCUUAAUAAAUCAAAGCACUGAGUACAGGAGAUGGGAUGUUAUGUUGAAGUUAUACAAGACAUUGGUGAAGCUGACUUUGGAGUAUUGUGUGCAGUUUUGGUCACCUGACAGGAAAGAUGUAAACAGGUUGAAAGAGUACAGAGAAAAUUUACAAGGAUGUUGCUUGGAGUGGAAAACCUGAAUUAUAAGGACAGAUUAGAUAGGUUAGGACUUUAGUCCUUGGAAUGUAGAAGAUUGAUAGGAGACAAUAGAGGUAUACAAAAUUAUGAGGGGUAUAGAUAGUGGAAAAAGAUUGCUUGUAUUUACCCUGAGAUCAGGUGGGACUACAACCAGAUGUCAUGGGUUAAGGGUGAAAGGUGAAAAGUUUAGGGGAAACCUCUUCACUCAGAGGGUUGCAUGUGUGGAAUGAGCUGCCCGUACAAGUGGUGCAUGCAAGCUGUUUCAACAUUUAAGACAAGUUUGGAGGGCAGGGUUAUGUAGAACUUGGUCUGGAUGCAGAUCGAUGGGAGUUUAAAUGGUUUGGCGCAGACUGGAUGAGCCAAAGAGUCUGUUUCUGUGCUGUACUUUUCUAUGACUCUAAGCUGACUGUGUUGUGGAAGCAGUGGCAAUGCUUUGUGCUGGAUACUCUUGGGGAAUAGUUAGUAAUGGGCAAUAUAGGGGGCCUCAGAGAAUACAGGGAAUGGUAAUGUUAGUUUCUGGAGAGGACUCCAGGGAAUAGUGGAAAUGGUAAUGGGUUGGUAAUAGGCAACACUGGACUCUGAUAGGGGUUUGGGAUUGGGUAACAUUAGGUCUGAAGGCUAGGAGGUGAGAAUAAUUAUACAGGGCCACAGGAAGAGUUUGAAAUGGGUAAAAUGUAAUUUGAGUGAGGGGAUGGAAUGGGCUUUAGUUUUCUGCGGGUGCCUGUUGAAGCCAACAGACCAAAUAAAGACUGAUGGUUUCAGAGAGCACCAACUGAAAAUUCUAUCCAACUAAUUAUUUUUAAAGGAAUUGUGGGGCGGUUAGUGUUUGCCCUUGUUGUUGAGCCAACACCUCCAUGUCAAAACCAAUCACAUAAAUUACUCCUGGGCACUGAAGGAUAAUAAUGUUUUCUGUACCCUGCUGAUUUAUGUAUUCUGUGGUAGUCCAGCCCCAGCACCUUCUCCCGGCCUUAGCAACAGCAAAAGCAUGUUCACUGAUCACACCUUGGAGAAAUGAAGCAAUUUCUCAGUUGCUGAUCCAACUCCUUCUCCUACCUUGGUGCAGCAGAGAAAAUCACCACCACACUGCUGCCUCUUCUUCCUGCUCCUUCCACCUGCUGCGCUUUGUUCAUGGUGUCACAUCAUUUCUUAAAGGAAGCAUGCAGCCCCGGGAUGUGCAAGUCUGUGUACUGUAUUAAACUCCAGUGCAGUGCUACAUGUGUUUGGUUCGAUGUAAAAUAUUGUGAUGUCCAUUUGAGAUGUAUUGUUUAUAGCAAGGAAAAGUGACUUUAUCAGGGAAGUGUUUGAAAUUGUAAUAUACACACUGCGCAUUGAGUUGGUCAAAAAUAAAAUUAAUGACAAGAUAGUGUUUUGUAGUGUCAUUCUGGUUAAAGCUGUCACUGUGUAUGUUCAAUGGGCUGUGUGGGAGGUGGGUUCACGGAUUCCAGUCACAGGUGGAUCUCUCUCUCUCCUUCUUGGCUGAGCUUCCUCCCAGGCUGUUACUAUAUCCACAAAACUUAAUUACCGCAGACUCACACAUCAAAACCUCUUCCACAGCCAAAGCACACCAAGGGCACAAGGACCUCAUUCCUGGCGGCAAGCACCAUGACCCCAGCCAAACCUAACCAGAACCUAAGAGGUGAUUCAAGACAAAAGGUGAAAGGUUGCUCAGCAUGGAAACAGCACUGAGCCAACAGAGAUCCACCCAGUCACAUAAACUUUACCUCAAUUCUAUUUACCUUUUCUACAUUCCC
This is a messenger RNA of Hypanus sabinus (Atlantic stingray), 5258 nucleotides long. RefSeq names its product transmembrane protein 178B-like. NCBI's taxonomy places the organism in Eukaryota, Metazoa, Chordata, Chondrichthyes, Myliobatiformes, Dasyatidae. The record is from RefSeq and is a predicted model, not a curated record. The coding region runs from base 47 to 895 and encodes 282 amino acids. The transcript has 4 exons. Gene Ontology annotation, cellular component: membrane.